UCUAUAUGAAGGCCCCCUAUAUAUACCACUCGUUGCAUCUCAUAAAAACACAAUUCUCUACCAACUCUCCUCCAAAGCUCUCUUUUAUCAAUUCUCAACUACAAAAACUCACAAUCAAAAAAUAUCUGCACGUGAAUAUACAAAGAAAUGGAUCAAAAUUUGCCAAUCAUAGCAAAAAAGUUCUGGAAAAUAGUCCGAGUGGCUUACUUCAUGUUGAGAAAAGGGCUAUCAAAAAGAAAACUAAUGUUUGAUCUCAACAUAUUUAUGAAACGUGGCAAAAUUGCUAGCAAAGCCGCCAUUCAAAAUCUCAUGUUCCAGGGCCAUUAUACCCAAGGCCACCAAUCAUCUUCCAAAGAGUACUAUGAGUUCAGCUGCAGUAACAGCCCUGCUUUCCACCUCCCUUUCAACUUCAACAAACGCAAUAAGCAUACUCACCAUGCACCUGCCAUUGAACACGACGACGUUGUAAUGAUGAACUCUGCCGUAUUGAAGGCAUUGGAAAUGCUUCAGAGCGAAACAGCGUCACCUGCUUUGCCUGGAUUCGGGAGAACUCCAACAGUGAGGCAAUUAAGGGUAAUUGACUCGCCUUUUCCUCUAAGAGAUGCUGACUGUGACAUUAGCCACGUAGAUGAGAAAGCUGAUGAAUUCAUUUCUCGCUUCUACAGAGAUUUAAGAAGAGAAGCCUCUGCUUUUGCUUAAUGUUUUUUUAAGCUUCAGUUGGCAAUUUUCCUUUAAGAAUCCAUGCAUGUUCUAGCGCAUUAGUAAUAUAGAAAGAGCUUAUUGCAGAUUGGGAACUGUGAAUACUGCAAAUUAAUAUGUGGUUUCCACUCUGUCUUCGGGAGUUUUUUUUCUUUGUAUUCGGGAAAUUUUUGCAAGAAAUAGAUGGAAAAAAGUUUUAUACUACUUGUUCAAGGCUGGAGUCCUUUAAUUUUGCAUCCACAAAUUCCGUGGAGUUUGGUCUUCUCUCUUAA
Molecule: messenger RNA, 971 nt
Organism: Lycium ferocissimum
Lineage: Eukaryota; Viridiplantae; Streptophyta; Magnoliopsida; Solanales; Solanaceae
Exons: 1
Coding region: 148-699 (183 amino acids)
Source: RefSeq, a predicted model, not a curated record